AUGGCAAAAGUCCCACGCUCGUUCCGCCUGCUGGAGGAGCUCGAGAAGGGCGAGAAGGGUAUCGGCGACGGGACGUGCUCGUACGGCUUGCAGGACGGCGAGGAGAUGUCGAUGGAGAAGUGGAACGGGACCAUCAUCGGGCCGGGACACACCGUCCACGAGAACCGCAUCUACUCGCUCUCGAUCCGCUGCGGCCCGCAGUAUCCCGACGUCCCGCCCGAAAUCACCUUCCUCACGCGUAUCAACCUCCCCUGCGUCGACCAGAGUACCGGCAAGGUCUCGCCCAAUAAGCUCGGCGUCCUGGCGAACUGGAAGCACCAGUACACGCUCGAGACGGUGCUGGUAGAGCUGAGGCGGGACAUGGCGACACCGCAGAACCGCAAGCUCAACCAACCAGCCGAAGGCACGACUUUCUGA
Messenger RNA from Rhodotorula toruloides NP11, 417 nucleotides. Its product is annotated as ubiquitin-conjugating enzyme E2 variant. Gene Ontology annotation, cellular component: nucleus. NCBI's taxonomy places the organism in Eukaryota, Fungi, Basidiomycota, Microbotryomycetes, Sporidiobolales, Sporidiobolaceae. The record is from RefSeq and is a predicted model, not a curated record. Gene Ontology annotation, biological process: DNA damage tolerance; protein K63-linked ubiquitination. The transcript has 5 exons. The coding region runs from base 1 to 417 and encodes 138 amino acids.